AUGCCAUCGUCAGAAUCGUCCGACGUUGUUAUCGGCAUCGAUCUCGGCACUACCUACUCGUGUGUUGCCGUCUUUCAGAAUGGAACGGUGGAGGUCAUCGCAAACGACCAGGGCAAUCGGACUACACCGUCCUACGUGGCCUUUAACGACAAGGAGAGGUUGAUAGGCGAAGCUGCUAAAAAUCAGGCCGGGACGAAUCCCACCAACACCGUAUACGACAUAAAGCGCAUCAUAGGUUUAAAGAACGACGAUCCUAACGUGAUCGAGGAAAUGAAGAACUGGCCGUUCGAGGUUAUUAACGGCGAGGACGACAAACCCAGGAUAAGCGUGACAUAUCGGGGCGAACCGAAAUCCUAUUCUCCCGAACAGAUAUCGUCGAUGGUCCUGUCGAAAAUGAAAGAGACGGCCGAAGCGUAUUUGGGCACCGCGGUGAAGAGAGCGAUCAUUACAGUACCGGCGUACUUUAACGAUUCCCAGCGACAAGCGACUAAAGACGCCGGAACUAUUGCCGGGUUGAAGGUCGAGCGAAUUAUUAACGAGCCGACGGCGGCUGCCGUUGCCUACGGUCUAAGUGUGAUUAAGAAAAACAACAAGAAGAAUAUUUUAGUAUUCGACUUUGGCGGUGGCACGUUUGACGUAUCGAUCUUAAAUAUGGCCGAAGAGGUGAUUGAGGUUAAAGCCACGGCUGGAGACACUCACUUGGGAGGAGAAGACAUCGACGAUAAGUUGGUCGAACAUUUUAUGAGUGAUAUUAAGAGGAAAUACAAGCAAGACAUAAAGGACAACAAACGAGCACUGCGACGCUUAAAGACCGAAUGCGAAAAAGCCAAGAGAACGCUGUCGUCGUCCACUCAGGCCGAAUUCACAAUCGAGUCUCUCUGCUUUGGUAUCGAUAUGAACUUCGUUCUGACCCGGGCUAGAUUCGACGAGAUUUGCCACAGUCUCUUUCAGAGGACUAUCGAUCUUGUGACAAAAGCCUUAGUAGACGCCAAGAUGGACAAGAAUUCUAUACACGACAUUGUGUUGGUCGGAGGAUCUACCCGCAUACCUAAGGUGCAAAAACUCUUGCGGGACUAUUUCGGAAAGGACCCGAUCAAAUCAAUCAACCCGGACGAGGCCGUCGCCCACGGAGCUGCUGUACAAGCAGCCAUCAUAUCCGGGGACGCGAGUAAAGCUCUGUCCAACAUGCUCCUCAUCGACGUGGCUCCUCUGUCGUUGGGUGUAGAGACACAAGGUGGAGAGAUGACAAUAGUGAUCGAGAGAAACACGAGCAUUCCCGCGAGCAGGAGUAGCACAUUCACCACUUUCAAGGACGAUCAAGAAAGCGUGGAAAUCAAGGUGUUCGAGGGAGAACGUCCGUAUACCAAAUAUAAUAACCUGCUAGGCACUUUCUCGUUGAAUGGGAUACCCAAAGCUCCGAGGGGUACACCUAUAAUCGAGGUAUCUUUUGACAUUGACGUCAACGGAAUUCUCGAUGUGAGGGCAGUCGAAAAGAGUACCGGUGUCGAAAAGAAGAUAACCAUCAAAAACGACAACCGCAUAUCUAAAGAAGAGAUAGAGCGAAUGGUUCAGGAAGCUGAAAGGAACAAAGAGAACGAUAAAAAAAUAAGAGAGGCUAUCGAAGAAAAGAAUGGAUUGGAACAAGCCUGUUACCAGUUGAAGGGCCUUUUAUCAACGACCGCAUCGGAUAAAAAAGAGGAUUAUGUGAAGCAGAUAGACGAGUUAUUGAAUUGGAUCGACGAAACGGAUAAAUCGGGAAUUCCGAAGGAGACGUAUGUAAAAAAGAGACAAGAGCUAGAAAAGCUACAGAGUAAAAUGAUGGAAGAAAUCGCCUCUGACAAGUCUAGACCGAACGAUAAAACGGAAGACGGAAAGGGUAAAGAGCCAGUAAUUGAAGAAAUCGAUUGA
Messenger RNA from Penaeus monodon (black tiger shrimp), 1908 nucleotides. Its product is annotated as heat shock 70 kDa protein-like. Gene Ontology annotation, biological process: cellular response to unfolded protein; protein refolding. Gene Ontology annotation, molecular function: ATP hydrolysis activity; heat shock protein binding; ATP-dependent protein folding chaperone. The record is from RefSeq and is a predicted model, not a curated record. The transcript is spliced from 2 exons. Bases 1 to 1908 code for a protein of 635 amino acids. Gene Ontology annotation, cellular component: cytoplasm. Lineage: Eukaryota; Metazoa; Arthropoda; Malacostraca; Decapoda; Penaeidae.